This is a messenger RNA of Chelmon rostratus (copperband butterflyfish), 1534 nucleotides long. RefSeq names its product activating transcription factor 5a (gene atf5a). Gene Ontology annotation, cellular component: nucleus. The transcript has 3 exons. Gene Ontology annotation, molecular function: RNA polymerase II transcription regulatory region sequence-specific DNA binding; DNA-binding transcription activator activity, RNA polymerase II-specific. The coding region runs from base 1 to 1509 and encodes 502 amino acids. The record is from RefSeq and is a predicted model, not a curated record. Lineage: Eukaryota; Metazoa; Chordata; Actinopteri; Chaetodontiformes; Chaetodontidae. Gene Ontology annotation, biological process: regulation of transcription by RNA polymerase II.
AUGAUGGCAACAUCAGCUCCUGUUUGGAAGACACUUCGUGUCUGCCCGGCAGACCCCCUCGCUCUCUCUCACCCACAGGCUAACCACAGCCAAUCACAGGGGUGCAGGGGGGAGGUGUCAGAGGAGAGUCAGCACUUAAUUGGUGAUGGUCUCACUGACUGGAUGACGGAAGAAGUGGAUUUCUCCUCGUACCUCCCAAACCCUCCUUCCCCUCCCUCCUCCACCAAUGCCUCCCUUCCCCCUUCACCCCUUCAGAAUGAUAUCCAGGUGCCCUCUGACUUGGAGGUCAUGACCUCUCUGCUGCAAGAGGAACUCGCCCAACUAGAGGACUACUUCCUGUCUGAACCACUGCCAGAGAAAGGGCCGAGGCUGGGAAAAUGCGACAGAGGUCCACUGCCGGCGGGUCCUCAGCCGUUCAGUCAGCUGCCAUACGCAUCAUACUCUACAUCCAACCAAUCGGAAUCCAGCCCACUUCUUGUUACCCUGGCAACGGGAGAACUGGACCUGCUGAGUAUCUGUGGCGGGCCCAUUGGGCGAUCCAAAAUUCCAAGACACGCCCCGUACAGCUGCAGUCGUCCCAGUGGGUGUGGUAGGAAAAGGGUUCCUGAUGGUGUGAGGUUCAGUGAAGGCUAUGAUUUGAGUUCCAAAGGAAGUAACUCAGGUAACUCAGUGGUCACCCUUACAGGUAACUAUGGCUGUGUAGAGGACGAGCAACUGGUAGGCAAAAGCUACUGUCUGGGUAGUGCAGUCGAGGUCAGAAGAUGUGCCGCUCUACCAAAAGAAGAGAAAAAUUGCUGUUUCAGUCAAGAUGUCAUAGGUGGUCCGAAGGUUGUUGGUGGUGGAUUUGGCUUUGGUGGAUCACUUGACGUCCCACACAAGAAAGAGGAUCUGCUGAUGUAUAGCAUGAGGGAGGUCAGCGGAGCCACUGGUAGCAACGAGGUUCUGAACAGUAUCAAAACCAGUGUGGAGGUGACGAAAGCCAGCGUUUCUUGGAAAUCAGAGAGCAGCGAAGGUUGUUACCUUGCAGCAACACCACAGUCUGAGGCCUAUCAUAGCUUCUUAGGCAACAUCAACGAGCAGGUGAAAUCAGAGAGUCUGCAGAUAGGGCAACAUGAUUUACACUGUAAUUUCCUGGAGGAUCAGGGCCCAGACUGUGUUUUAAUGGCUAGGGAGAGUCUAACCUUGGAGUCUUUAGGGCACAGACAGGCGUGCAGGCUGAAGGAAGACCACUGUGCUUUGAAAUACGACGUGGACAUCAUUCCAGCUGAAGGCGGCGAACGCAAACAGAAGAAGAGAGAUCAGAACAAAACUGCCGCUCACAGGUAUCGCCAGCGAAAAAGGGCGGAGCUAGAUUCUUUGGAGGAACAGUUGCAUUGCCUUGAAGGGAGGAACCGGGAGCUCCGGGACAAGGCAGAGUCGGUAGAACGUGAAAUCCAGUAUGUCAAAGACCUGCUGAUUGAAGUUUACAAGGCCCGUAGCCAAAGGCACAAGCAGGACACAACAGCGUAACACCAAGCUCCUGCAAGUACAUUUG